Molecule: messenger RNA, 1394 nt
Organism: Leptonychotes weddellii (Weddell seal)
Lineage: Eukaryota; Metazoa; Chordata; Mammalia; Carnivora; Phocidae
Gene: ARL4D
Product: ARF like GTPase 4D
Molecular function (GO): GTP binding; GTPase activity
Source: RefSeq, a predicted model, not a curated record
GUGGCGGCGGCGGCCCGCGCUGGGGGCGGGCGUGCCGUUUCGCGUGGAGGCUCGGGUGGCUGGCCUGGGGAGAGUGCGGCUGCCGGAAGAUAACCCAGCCGCGGUCCCCAAAGCCUGCAGUUCAAGGCCACCUUCCUGCCUCUCCUGUGUACCCCCUGACCUGCACCUUAGCUGGAGCUCACCAUGGGGAACCACUUGACUGAGAUGGCUCCCACUGCCUCCUCUUUCUUGCCCCACUUCCAGGCCCUGCAUGUCGUGGUCGUUGGGCUGGACUCUGCUGGAAAGACCUCGCUCCUUUACCGCCUCAAGUUCAAGGAGUUUGUCCAGAGCGUACCCACCAAAGGGUUCAACACAGAGAAGAUCCGGGUGCCCCUGGGAGGGUCCCGUGGCAUCACCUUCCAAGUGUGGGAUGUCGGGGGGCAAGAGAAGCUGCGACCACUGUGGCGCUCUUACACACGUCGGACAGACGGGCUGGUGUUCGUGGUGGAUGCUGCCGAGGCUGAGCGCCUGGAGGAGGCCAAGGUGGAGCUACACCGAAUCAGCCGGGCUUCGGACAACCAGGGCGUGCCUGUGCUCGUGCUGGCCAAUAAGCAGGAUCAGCCUGGGGCACUGAGCGCUGCAGAGGUUGAGAAGAGGCUCUCGGUUCGAGAGCUUGCAGCCGCCACGCUCACCCAUGUGCAGGGCUGCAGUGCUGUGGACGGGCUGGGCCUGCAGCCGGGCCUGGAGCGCCUGUACGAGAUGAUCCUCAAGAGGAAGAAGGCAGCCCGGGUAGGCAAGAAGAGACGGUGACCCGAGGCUGUCCCCUUCUCACCAGUAGGGGUCUGUACACCUGGACAGCCAGGCGGAGCCUGUGGCCCCUCCCUCAGCUCUGGGGUGCGGGACCUGUCCGCCUCAAUGAAGGACCGAGGAGCACACUGGGGGUCCUGUUCUAGUGCAGCAUUGGGGAGGGGAGGGGAGAUGGGAUGUCUUCUCCUCUCCCUCCCUCAUCCCCACCUCUGGAGAAAAGAGGGCUGCAGGACUGGGGGGGCUUAAAUGUAAGCUGUGACUCUACCUCGACCCUGUUUCUUUUUUUCUUCUCUGGCUUGUUGAUGAGAUGUGUUUUGGAGCAAAAGAAGGUUGUUUGGAGCAAAAGAAGGUUGUUUGGAGAAUGCAUUUGGGAUGAACGAGGACUGUCUCCCCACCUCCAGCCCCCCAACUGGGGUGUCCCCCAGGCUGCUUUUCUAAGGAUGCUAGUCACAAUAGUCUUUAUUUUUGUGUCUGUGUGAAAGUGCCAGGAACCCUUCCCCACAUUUGUAGAUCCACAACUGUUUUUAUAAGCUGUGUGUGUCCUCUGUAGUAUUAUUAACUAUUUUUUAGCAUUUGCCUAUAAGUUAUUAAAGACUGAUGAUACUGUA